GGAGAGGAAUGUAAUAAGCAUCCUAAACAUCUCUCUUGUUUUGUUUAAGAAAAAAAUAUGUCAAACACUCCUUAUAUCAAUGCUGCAUUUCGUUCAUCAAGAGAAUACGAAGUGUAUUUCUUCGCGAAGAACAAGUACGUGCGGUUGCAUUACACUCCCGGGAAAACAGAUGAUAAGAUUUUGACUAAUCUGCGUUUGAUUAGUAGUGGUUUUCCAUCACUUGCAGGAACGCCAUUUGCAGAACCUGGAAUAGACUGUUCCUUUCACACCGAAGCGAGUGAAGCAUAUGUGUUCUCCGGCAACCACAGUGCCUACAUAGACUAUGCUCCAGGUACAACUAAUGACAAGAUCCUCGUAGGUCCGACCACAAUUGCUGAAAUGUUUCCUGUCCUGAAAAACACGGUGUUUGAAAACAGCAUAGACUCUGCAUUCAGAUCAACCAGAGGAAAAGAAGUUUACUUAUUCAAGGGCAAUAAGUAUGUUCGCAUAGCGUAUGAUUCGAAGCAGCUUGUUGGCAACAUUCGCAACAUCGGUGAUGGGUUUCCUGUUCUGAAAGGUACGAUCUUUGAAAAUGGAAUCGAUGCGUGUUUUGCUUCUCAUAAGGAGCCUGAAGCUUAUCUUUUCAAAGGAGAGAACUAUGUUCGAAUCAAUUUCACCCCAGGUGCCACUGAUGACACUCUUGUGGGUGAUAUCAGGCCUAUCCUCGAUGGUUGGCCUGUUCUGAGAGGCAUUUUCCCUGUCAGCUGAACAAGGUUUCACUUUCAUGCAUCGACCACCUUAGCCUCGUCAGAAUAAACAAUAAAUGGUCUCAUAAUAAUAUGUUACCAAUAAGGCUUCCAUUGCCAAAGUUUGUUUCUUUCACUUUGAUGUAACAUUAGGAUUGGAAGCCUGUUUCUUUUCCUAAUGUAACAAGUCUUUGUGUUUCCUUUCCUGUACGUGGAUGUUUCAAGUUUGUUUCCUAUCAUCAUGUAAUCUCUGCACUUAAUAAUGAAUAAAAGUGGGUGGUUUUGUUUAA
Molecule: messenger RNA, 1015 nt
Organism: Vigna unguiculata (cowpea)
Lineage: Eukaryota; Viridiplantae; Streptophyta; Magnoliopsida; Fabales; Fabaceae
Product: albumin-2-like
Source: RefSeq, a predicted model, not a curated record